AAGGAUGGGAAGCUCUGCCUAGUAGAUGUACAUGGUGACAUACUUGUUUUUUAUUUCCUGACAGCCGACGACGAUAGUGUCAUCAAGAGGUGGAUGUUGUACAAGGAGUUCCCGUUGGUCCCAAUUGUUAAGAAUCUCACUGGAUUCUCAAAAGAUGAAGAGCUCCGUCAUGUCAGGGUGAAGGUUGUGAGGAUCAUCGAUGGCUUUGUAUACCUGUCUAUUUUCUACUACAAGGACACACAAUCUUCUGAGUUGUAUCUAUCCUUGUGCCUAGAAACAUCGGAGAUAUGCAAGCUCUUUAAAGGUGCAUAUUGCUACAAUUUGCAGAGCCAUCCCUACGUCAUGGCAUGGCCUCCCUCUUUGUUACAAAGCAAGGAGGAAUCAGAAACUGAAUUCACUGAAGACAGUGUUGCAGACGAUGGUCCUGUUGGCACAGAGAAAGCUUCCUCUGUGCUUGUCGCGGCACUGGAGUCUCUCAGCCAAGCUCUGAUGGAUGACGGUGCUAUUACUAAAGAAAUAGUUGCGGCGGUACAUGCCAGCUUGCACCCCGGCACGGAUCAAGAUGGCAUCACUAAAAAUGUAAUGGCGACGUUAGAUGCCUUCUUGCGUCCCAACGAAGACGGCGAUGGUCUGCUGAGCAAGAUCACUAGUUUUGAUGCACAGUUGAUAACUGGAAGAGACCGUAUCUUGAGGACAAGUGUAUGACUCCGAGGUCCAGAAACAAGCGAAACCUGAUGAUGAAAUGGUGCUAAGUGCACAAUUGGAAGCUGUCAAGACUCAAGAGCUUGUUGGAAGGCGGUGUGUGUAUUCUGAUGUGUGUGUUGUGUGUUUGUUGUGAUGAUACAAGCUUCUGGUGAGAUGGUUAGUAUUUCAGUUUUUGAAUGGUGUAAAGAGCUAGCGUAUGUGUAUGGCUAGUCUCACAUACUGAUUCCAAUGAUUGGCGUAACCAUCAGCUCUUUCGGUAUGAUAUUAAGCCAUGGAUUUGCUUCUCA
Messenger RNA from Lolium rigidum, 992 nucleotides. RefSeq lists its product as uncharacterized. Lineage: Eukaryota; Viridiplantae; Streptophyta; Magnoliopsida; Poales; Poaceae. The record is from RefSeq and is a predicted model, not a curated record. Bases 94 to 705 code for a protein of 203 amino acids. The transcript has 2 exons.